Rhincodon typus (whale shark) is the source of this 4385-nucleotide messenger RNA. It is a transcript of the gene stk40, whose product is annotated as serine/threonine kinase 40. Lineage: Eukaryota; Metazoa; Chordata; Chondrichthyes; Orectolobiformes; Rhincodontidae. The transcript is spliced from 6 exons. Bases 1 to 714 code for a protein of 237 amino acids. Gene Ontology annotation, molecular function: protein kinase activity; ATP binding. Gene Ontology annotation, biological process: protein phosphorylation. The record is from RefSeq and is a predicted model, not a curated record.
AUGGCUGCUUCUCGAAUGUGGCAGAUCAGGAAGACUCAUAGAAUCACCAUCACUAACUUCUGUCUUGGAAAGCAUCUAGUUAGUGAGGAUGAUUUACUGAAAGAUCAGCGGGGGAGCCCUGCCUACAUUAGCCCUGAUGUUCUGAGUGGCCGACCGUACAGGGGCAAACCCAGUGACAUGUGGGCACUUGGCGUAGUGCUCUUCACCAUGCUUUAUGGGCAGUUUCCAUUUUAUGACAGCAUACCUCAAGAGCUUUUCAGGAAAAUAAAAGCGGCUGAAUAUACCAUCCCAGAGGAUUGCCGUGUAUCAGAAAACACAGUUUGUUUGAUUCGAAAGUUGUUACUUCUGGACCCUCAGCAAAGGCUGACAGCAACCGAAGUGCUAGAUUCACUGAGCUCCAUCAUAGCUACAUGGCAAUCUCUUUCGUCACUUCAUGGCCCUUUACAGGUGGUGCCAGAUAUUGAUGACCAAGUCAACAAUUCAGAAAUCCUACAGGAGGCAAAAGUCACAGAAGAGUCCUCCCAAUAUGAAUUUGAAAACUACAUGCGGCAGCAGCUGAUGCUGGCUGAGGGAAACACUAUGCAUGAGGUGAAGAGUUUUGCACACAAGCGACAGUUCAGCAACAUCCCACCAGUGCGACGACUGGGCCACGAUGCUCAGCCCAUAAAUCCCCUCGAUGCAGCAAUCCUUGCUCAGCGUUACUUGCGGAAAUGACAGCUGGACACAGCAUCUGAAGCUCCACAAGCCAAGUUCACAGCACAGUAAUACUCAUCAUGCCACGUAGUACCAAUCCUGAGCAAUACAGUAUUCUGUGACCAAUAUGUAGCAUUGGAUGGAAUCUCUUCGAAAGGAUAACUGUUAUUUUAAGAGAUGACUGAAGAUGGCUUUUUUUAUAUAUCAAUAUAAAGAAAGGACAGUAUUGCAACAUCGUCUGGGGCGGUAGUAGAUGUUUAGUUUUUACUUUAUAUAAUCUACCUCUUUCUUCAUUUAACCAAGACAUUCUCAGAACUAUAGACUGAGCUAAGUUUUUCGUCCUAUGUUGUGAUUCUGAAAAGAACUUGUACUGCAAGAGAUUUUGAGAGCAUUAAGAAUUGGGUGUGUUCAUUCGCUGUGGAGUCCCUUUUGCCUGCAUUACCCGCUGAAUAAUAGAGUAAAAUGUAGCUUGUUGGGGUUUUUCUUCCCCCUUUUGUGAAACAGAUUUUCGAGAAGAAUUCAGUGUGGUACAAAAUGCCCAACAAAGGAAAAUGUGAAGGAAAGAAAAAUCAGUUGAUUCGCAGAUAUGUUGUUUUUACUGCGCUUAACAGCAAAGAUCAUGUUAGUUGGCUUGUCCCAUGUUUUUCUAGUCACUUUUAUUUUGGGAAUUUGAAAGCUGUCAGCUUGGAGGUUGAAUUUUUUAAAAAAAAAUUUCAUGACAUACUUCAGCAGUUGUUUGUGAUCCAGAGCCACUGGAAUUUGUCAAGUUCAUUGAGCUGCAGAAACUGUUAGAACACUAAAGAACAGUUGGGUGUGUCAUUUCUUUUAUUUUACAAGCUCAGGGAGAACAUUCAGCAUUGCCGCUAGGAUUUCACGAAAGCAUUGAGCGUGAGAGAUUCCCACACAACCACACGUGGUGCUUUAGCACCCAGUAGUGGUUUUGCCCUUUCAUACAUCUCUUGAGUGGAUAUAGUCUUCGAACUUCUAAAAGGCUGGUGGUAGGAGGUCUCUGUGGUGGGAGUGAUUUUGAGAUGAAUUGGCUGUCUCAUAGUCGAAUGGAUGGACAGAAGUGUAGUUUGGUUUAAUAUCAGUAGACCUGGUGACAACUUGACAUUGUUGCAAUUCUGAUUAUUCGUUGAGUCCCUUCAGUUUUGGUUUCACUGCACUAAGUGCACGGGGUUUGUAACUGUAAAAUGUUCAUCACCUGCAAAAGUGGCCAACUGGACAAUGAUGAGGCAAGUCUUUAUUUUACUGUGACUUUUGCACAGAUUUUGUGUUGCUGCAUGGACCAUUUUGUCUCAUGUCUGCCUCUUUCCCCUUGCCUGUUUUCUGGUGGUGUGCACUCUUCUCUAGGUAGUGAUGGACCUUUUUGAUUUACUGUUUUAAGUGGCCAUCACAUUAAACAAUGGUCAUGCUCAGCCCAUCCUCUAUCUUACCACGUAUUGGGGAAUGAUUCGUCUGGCUCAGGUAUAAAGCUUGUACCUUUUGGGGAUCCAUCAAUGCAUCAGGCUUGCGCAAUCUGAUCUUUUCAGAUCUGUUUUAGCUUGCUGUCAGUUCCAGAAGAGUCACCAGCGAAGAACAUACUCAUAUUAAAAGGGUCUGUGUAAUAGAUAAUCUUACUCCAGCCCCACAAAGAUUGAGGGUCAGAUGCGUUCCUCCUGAUUGACAGUCCAUACUCCUCGUUUUGGUGAUCUGUUUUCAAGGCUGGGUCUUGGGAGUAUCAUUUAACCUCAGCACAAAUUACUUAUGCCAGCCAAAUGUUGCCUAAGUGACUUGGAAUGAUGUUGGGUUGAUUUUUUUUUUUUUUGUUUUUGUUUUUUGUCCCCCAUUUUAAUGAUGGGAGGAUAUGUACAAUGAUUCCAGGGUGGUCUGCAGUAACAUGGAGCUUGGUGUACGUUUUUUUUUGUGUGUGGUGAAACUCAAAGAAGUUGAAAGCCCUCGAUGUUGAGAAUUUCAGUUAGUAUUGAAACCAGUGAUAAAUGCCUGUCUUGCCCAAGUUGAACCUGUGAAAAUAUAUAAGGACUUGAGUAGAUUCAAGUCAGUUUGUUUCACAUGUAACAUUUGAGGGAAGGUUUGGUCCCUUGUGUGAUUGGUGGUUAUACAAAGAAACCUCUGCCGUUCAGGGAUGAUCACGAGUGAUCUCUGGUCAGUGCGAACUUGUAGAUUGUUUUUGUUGGGAGGGGAGAGAAAUGCUGUGAUGCUGUCAAAAGUUAUUUAUUAAAUACUGUGUGUUCCUCAUAAAGCUUUAUACUGUGUGAUUGGGUGAACAAAUUGAAUGCUUGGGGUGGGGUGAAGUUUUUGGUUUUACAUUGACUGAUUUAUAACAUUCUGCAGAUCUUUGAGUCCUUGUGGAAGUGGCUUUUCUGGUGCUAGUGUGUAUAUUGUUGGGACAAUCUGCAAUGCCUGUCCAUUAUCAUGCAACAGAAACAUGCAUACAGAGUUGAAGUCCUGAAACCCUGUACUGCAAAUGCUUGCUUGUAUUAAUGAGACAGUUUUCAUGAAGUCUCACCCGUCCAUUCAGUGCUUCACUAAAAUGAGUUCCAAGAGCUCCUGAUUCCACCAUUGGGGGACAACUUGGAUAAGUGAGUGUGUCCCAUUUUUGAGUAUGGUAUUUUAAUCAGUUUAAGUGGAAUACAGUAGCAGUUUGUGAUAAGACUCCAAUAUGAAUGCAAUAAAGCAUAGAAGGUCUUAAAAAAUGUAUAAGUAAAUAAUUUUUUGAAUGGCCUUUAAAGGCCAAGGUAGCUCUAAAUGGUGCGACAGGAGGGUUGUUGAAGAAACGGUGCCAAUUUCACUGACCAGCUUGAGUUGGAUCUGAAGAUAUUGUGAUGCUGGUAGAGUGGUGUUUGAGUUGAGGUCUCAAUCCAUGAACUUUGCACUCGUUCAUCCUUAAUGUAUUCUAGUUGGAAGCUUGCAUUUUGGAAUCGGAGGCUGUAACUGUCUCUUAACUACAGUGCUCAGGAUCCAUGAAAAUUAGUUUUCUGGGCCCUCAUCAGUACUCUGGAAUUCAGCUUCGUGUAGUAGGUGUUAUUAAUGGUGAGGUAACUAUGAUUUUGCCACUGAGGGCACAUCAGAGCUGUAAAGGAUGAAGGGUUUCACCAAAGACCCUGCUGUGUUACUAUUGGGUCUUGGCUCGUGGUUAUCCAAAAAUAACUGCUUCGAGGAGUGCAGAGCCCAAUGGAGAGAUCAGCAGAGGCGUAGCCCCAUCACUUGUGGCAUCGUAGACUGUUUCUUCAACUCCUCAUUCACUGAGUUCUCUGAGCCUUACUCCAGUCUGGCUGCUCCAGUUACCUUUUACUUUUGUAAUACAAUAACUUGUAUAUAAUUUCUGAUAACCUUAAUUCAGUGAAAAGGCAAAGUAUUACAAUUCCUCACAAUUAGGAGCUGUGGCUUUUUACUUUAUCCUGGGAAAUCUUUUUAUUGAGCAAUUAUUUUGUUGCCCUUGAAUUAUGUCUUCAUGGUAAAAGUGAUUAUCUAAUCAGACUGGAAUAAUGCAGCAGCCCAUGCAUGUUGAUGAUUUGUGUGCUUUGAGCUGCCUCUGGGUGUACCAAUUGAAGUACGUCGUAUAAGAUGUCAGUAGAAAGGAAUUGUGAUCAUUGUAUACAAAUUUGUAUAAAUAAAGAUGACAUAUUUUUGUACUUCAUUUAAAAUCUACUUGCAUGUCAGCAAUAAAUUUCAUACUGUAGAGAUGUUCA